Hemicordylus capensis (graceful crag lizard) is the source of this 1689-nucleotide messenger RNA. It is a transcript of the gene OTOP3, whose product is annotated as otopetrin 3. The record is from RefSeq and is a predicted model, not a curated record. Bases 1 to 1689 code for a protein of 562 amino acids. Gene Ontology annotation, cellular component: membrane. Gene Ontology annotation, biological process: proton transmembrane transport. Gene Ontology annotation, molecular function: proton channel activity. The transcript has 8 exons. Lineage: Eukaryota; Metazoa; Chordata; Lepidosauria; Squamata; Cordylidae.
AUGGCUAGCACAGAGGCAAUGUGGCGGAGAGACCAUCCCCCCAAAGCUGAAGAGAAGAACUCCCCACCCACACAACCAGAGGCCUGGAAGAUCCACUAUGAGAAGUCCUGGCUGCACCGACAUUGCUCAUCACUGUUGUGCAGGGAUAAGCAGGCCCAGAAGGCUGGACAGCUUUUCUCAGGACUGCUGGCCAUGAACAUGGUGUUUCUAGGCAGUGCUUUCAUCUGCAGCAUGGUUUUUAACAAGGUGGCCAUUACCCUGCAAGAUGUCCAGAUCUUCCUGUCCAUCCUCAAGAUCCUGGCCUUAGCCUGGAUAUCCUACUAUUUACUGUUUACCAGGCGGAAACCACAUGCAAUCUUGUAUCGGGAUGCCCACGCAGGGCCAAUAUGGGUUAAAGGAUCACUCAUACUGUUUGGAGCUUGCAGUAUCCUCCUGAAUGUCUUCCAGAUUGGGUAUGAUAUUAUCCAUCUGCAGUGCAAAUCCCAGCUGGAAGUCUUAUUCCCAUGCGUAGAAAUCCUCUUCAUCUGCAUUCAGACUUACUUUAUAUGGCGUCAUGCAAAGGAUUGUACCCAGGUUCAACACAACCUCACCAGAUGUGGGCUAAUGCUGACCAUGGCCACUAACCUCCUGCUGUGGCUCUUAGCAGUGACCAAUGACUCCGUUCACAGGGAAAUUGAAUCCGAACUUAAACCUGGGCAUUUAUUUGAAGAAUUUGCAGGUAAUGGGACCAGCUCCUGUAAAUGUGCCAACAGAACUGUCUGCAAGGUCUUCCAGAAAGGCUACAUUUUGCUAUACCCCUUCAACACAGAAUACUGCCUGAUCUGUUGUUCCAUGCUCUAUGUCAUGUGGAAGAAUGUGGGCCGGCGCAUUGCUCAGCACCAUGCUAUAUACACUAAGCCCAAAUUCCAACUCCAUGGUGUAAUUUUUGGGCCUCUGCUUGGCAUUUUCACAGUAAUCACUGGCAUCUGCAUUUUCAUAGUGUAUCAGAUCCAAGCCACCAGUUCUUCCCUAAGCCAUCAAGCAUUCAUACUGUAUUAUUCUUACUAUAUCGGGUUGCUGCCUGUGAUGACAGUAGGGGCCUUGGUUGGAACAGUCAUCCACGACCUAGAAGAGAGGGAGAUGGAUACACUAAAAAACCCAACACGAAGCCUUGAUGUGAUCUUGCUUAUGGGAGCAGCCUUAGGCCAGAUUGGUAUCUCUUACUUUUCCAUUGUAGCCAUUGUGGCCACCAAUCCAACGGAUCUGUUGAACAGUAUAAUCCUAGCCUAUUCAGUGAGUCUCAUCAUUCAGCACAUCACCCAGAACAUCUUUAUUAUUGAGGGGCUCCAUAGGCAGCCUGUAAUGCCAGAAACAAAAGGAGAAAAAUGUGAAGAGAAUGACUCAAAAGUGUAUAACCUAGAGAUAAAACAGGAGAUCCGGAGAUUUUCCCAGGCCUACAUACAGACUUACAACCACUUCAACUGGAAAAGGAAAGCUUUAAAGGAGAUCUCCAGCUUCUUGGUCAUGUGCAACAUCAUACUGUGGAUCAUGCCAUCCUUCGGAGCACAUCCGGUGUUUGAGAACGGAUUAGAGAAGUCAUUUUAUGGGUACUCCACCUGGUUUGCCAUCGUCAAUUUGGGGCUGCCCUUGGGUGUGUUCUACAGAAUGCAUUCUGUUGGUGAUCUUCUGGAGGUGUAUCGAUCAACCUGA